AUCCCCCACCACGGCUCACUUCUGUCUAUCUUCACUUGGACCCAUAGCAUUGCCCCAUCUCUCACAGCCCCAGGUCCUGUAUAUGGCCAGGAGAAGUCAUCCUGAACCAUGAUCAGAACUCUGAGAUAGAUUCUUCUGAUCGCCUCAAGCCAGUUCCUCUGGGCCUCGCGGGACAGAAUUAUACAAUCACAAGAUGGAGUUGGCUCCAGACAUUUUCGUCCUCGGGGACCCCUAUCUAGCCUAUCAACCAGACUUUUCAAAGUCCCUACCCGUUCAACUCUUCGUCAAUGGCGUGACGAUGACCUUGUUGAUCGUGCUCUUACUUCAUCUCCUAUUCACGACUCAAUAUCAUUAUCCUCUGGCUCCGCUCAACUACUCCCUCCAACUCAUUUCUAUCCUCGUGGUAUUCUUAUCGGUCAUCGUCAAGGUCUGGGCGAUUCUAUGGGAAUGCAGGACCCAUGCUUCGUCGUGGCCAUAUGAUCUCGAUUAUAUAUCUGUCGAAUUGCCUCCGUCGCCAUGGACGACUGCUCAGAAAGCUGCUUGGUGGUUGCUUCAGGCGCUCAACAAUGCCUUUGCUAAUAUAACCCACAUUCAAUUCUUGACCCUCUUAUACCCAUCCAGGGUUGAGGCUCGACUCAUCAUCUUCAUCCUUGGGCCAUUGGCGAUCGCGUCAUCAGGACUGGUUUUCACUGCUCUUUCAGGCUCUCAGAAAGUCAUUGAUAUCUCCGAUUCCAUCAGGAACAUUCUCGACUCGACCCUCUUGCUGAUCUUCACCAUCGCCCUAGUCAUCUGGGGUUUCUUGGUGAACAGGAGACGAGCUUGGCGGACCGACGGUGGUACUGCGGUCUUUGGUGUCGGUUCUUUGCUUUUGGCUGUUGUCAGUACGAGCGGGAAUUUUAUCGCUGUCGCAGAAGAUGGUAUAGAGUGGUUACAGCAUCUGCUGUUCGCCGCCAUUCUUUGGCAGACGUGGCUGGGUUGGUGGUGGUGGGUCGGAAGUGGCAUGGGCAUAGGCGAGGUUGAGGAUCUCAUGGAAAGGGCAGAAAAGAAGAAGCGCAAGCUCGCCCGCCGAGCCGCUCGUCAACGAGCCAACGCCGCUGCGAGUGGCCAGACCCGUCAGCCACUUUAUCGACAUUCCUCUUUCGCGGGUCUCGUCGACGCCGGUCAGGCUUCUGCACAAGCCAUGGUGGGAUUCACGUCCUCAGUCACAUCUAUUCUGCGGAAUCGAAGCGGUACACUGUCACGCAGGCACAGGACCAUGUCAGGUCAAGGUGACAUUGAGAAUGGCGAAGGGGCUGUGGAACUGGACAACCUAGGCAGCUCGCCUACGGCACAGCAUUCCAUCUCUCUGGACGACAACCGUGGACCUGGCUCUGUUGAUAAUGGCCAUCUACCUUCCAGUCCAUCCCGUGUCGGAUUCAGCACAUCAAGAGGUCAAGAGCCCCCAACUCGGUUGGAGACAUCCAACUCGGAAACUUCAUCGACGUCAGCCACGCCAAGUUUGCACCCUCCGAAAUCUGUUGGACAAUUGCUAUCUUUUCCUACCACAUGGCUCCAGAUUUACAUGCGGCGACUCACCAAGGCGCAUCAAGAGGCUGCGCGUAAACAAGUGCUCCAAAAGGCCGACCUCCGAAGAGAAGUUUUCGAACCUCAUCGAGCAGCUGCAGUUGGACAAGAGACUUUGUCACUUGAUGCUGAGAUUCCGAGUCGUCCAGUCGUUGGACCCUUGAGCGGUGAAGAUGAUGGAGUUGGAUGGGGCUUGGGUAGAUUCGGAAUCAAGGAGCAUCAAGAAAGUGCUAAGCGAUUACAAGAGGCACGAGAAAGAUUGCAAGAGGAGAGACUACUCGGAUCGACAUCAGCUGGGCCAUCCGCGACUAGAGACGAGGAGCCGAGUACAGCUGGACCGUCGAAGCGAUCCAAAGAUCCCGUACAGCGCGUCAUGGGCAGUAAUGCCAGAAGGGCUGGCAAGGGGAAGAAGCCUCAUGCCGAGGAUGUAGCAGGAUCUGAAUCAUUGCUUGGUAGUGGCCUCGCGGGCUCACCGUCAGCCCAACGUGCUCCUGCACCGGACGCAGAUGAUCCUGAUGGCGAUGGACAGUGGGAGGACGUCGACGCCACUGCCAGUAGUAGCAGCAGUAGCGAACCAAGAGGUCAUAAGGGCAAAGGGAAGAAGCCCGUCAGCGGUAACAACAGGGGAGGCGGAGGUACUGGUGCUGGAGGAGGUGGAGGAGGUGGACCAUCUCGGGGCGGAGGUGGCUCUCGCGAAUCAGGUUGGAGCUGGUGGGGACCAUUGAAAGAAUGGAGAUUGGCAGAUCGGUCGUCCUUUUAGUUGGCGUUACCUUUCAUGUUGUAGGCUGGACUGUGUUGUACUAUGCAAGUCAUGCACCUUCUUGGAUAUCUACGCC
This is a messenger RNA of Kockovaella imperatae, 2399 nucleotides long. RefSeq lists its product as hypothetical. NCBI's taxonomy places the organism in Eukaryota, Fungi, Basidiomycota, Tremellomycetes, Tremellales, Cuniculitremaceae. The record is from RefSeq and is a predicted model, not a curated record. The transcript is spliced from 4 exons. The coding region runs from base 194 to 2323 and encodes 709 amino acids.